AUGUUGGAUUCAGUUCCUAGUGAUGAAGAAAUUAAAAAUAUUGUUUUUAAUAUGGACCCUGAGAGUUCACCAGGACCAGAUGGAUUUUCAGGAUGUUUUUAUAGAUCUUGUUGGCAGAUCAUACAUGAAGAUGUGGUGCAAGCAAUUCAAUAUUGUUGGAAAAGAAAAUUUAUUCCCAAAGGUCUUAAUUCAAGUUUCUUGGUUCUGUUACCAAAAGUGCAGGGAGCAAAAACUCCAAAUCAAUUUAGGCCAAUUGGUCUAAGUAAUUUGAGUUUUAAAAUCAUUACCAAGAUUAUGACUGUGAGAAUGAGUACCUUGAUGGAAAAACUGGUAGCUCCUCAACAAGCAGCUUACAUAAAGGGAAGAUGUAUUCAAGAACAAGUACUUCUAGCUUCUGAAAUGGUCAAUGAAAUGAAAAAAAAAAAAGAGAAGAGGUGUUGGUGUGAAUGGCUUCAUGUGAUUUUUAAAUCAGCAAGGAUUUCACUACUGAUCAAUGGAGGUCCAUGUGGGUUUUUUCAAGUGAGUAGGGGACUCAGGAAAGGAGAUCCCCUAUCUCCAAUUCUUUUUGUACUUAUGGAGGAAGUGCUGAGUAGGAAGAUAACUCAACUAGUGAGUGAAGGUAAAAUAACUCUAAUGGUUAUAAGAAAGGGGAUUGGUCCAACUCAUCUGUUUUUUGCAGAUGAUGUUUUUAUGUUUUGUAAUGGAGGAAAAAAAUGUCUUCAACAAGUUCAGCUGCUACUAGAAGCAUAUCAAAAAUGUUUAGGGCAAAUCAUUAAUAAAAUCAAGAGUAAACUUUUCAUAGAUGGCACAUCUAUCUUAAGGGAAAAAAUGAUACAAGAAAUAAUGCAGAUGGAGCUCAGUGAAUUUCCUGAUAAAUACCUGGGGGUUAUUUUAGCAGCAGGCAGAGUUAAAUCCUCAACUGUAUGGCCAAUGGUGGAGAUGUUACAGGGCGAACUUGCCAUCUGGAAAGGAAAAAUGUUGUCUUUUCAAGAAAGUCUGGUGCUCAUUAAAUCAGUUCUUUGUAGCAUACCUAUGUACAACAUGGCUGUGUACAAACGGCCUUCAACUGUUAUCAAAAUCUGUGAGAAGAUUAUAAGGAACUUCCUUUGGUCAGGUGAUGGUGAAGUUAGGAAAUCCAAAACUCUAGCAUGGAAAAAAGUGUGCACUCCAUUGGAAGAAGGUGGACUUGCUAUUCCAAGACUAGGGGUCAUAAACAGAGAAGGAUGGUCAAUGGAGUAA
Messenger RNA from Papaver somniferum (opium poppy), 1239 nucleotides. RefSeq lists its product as uncharacterized. Lineage: Eukaryota; Viridiplantae; Streptophyta; Magnoliopsida; Ranunculales; Papaveraceae. The coding region runs from base 1 to 1239 and encodes 412 amino acids. The transcript is spliced from 2 exons. The record is from RefSeq and is a predicted model, not a curated record.